Molecule: messenger RNA, 1674 nt
Organism: Tetrahymena thermophila SB210
Lineage: Eukaryota; Ciliophora; Oligohymenophorea; Hymenostomatida; Tetrahymenidae
Product: inositol 1, 3, 4-trisphosphate 5/6-kinase
Exons: 2
Biological process (GO): inositol trisphosphate metabolic process
Cellular component (GO): cytoplasm
Molecular function (GO): inositol-3,4,5,6-tetrakisphosphate 1-kinase activity; ATP binding; magnesium ion binding
Source: RefSeq, a predicted model, not a curated record
AUGGAAUAAAAAUCUAAUAUAUUGAUAAUAGACGGAAGACAUUCUUUAUUUAAAAAGAGAGAGAAGAUAGGUAAUCUCAAAAAUAAGGAAGAUAUUUCUGAAAUACUGAAAAAUUCCUAGCCUGACGAAUAAUCUUUAAAGCAUAUUUACUCAAUUUAAAAUGAAUUUAAAUUUUAUAUAUUGCUACCUACUAAAUCAUAGGCGAAAAUAAGUUUUUACUAAUCUCUCAGAAAGGAAUAUCCUAAUUUGUUUGAUUUAAGUAGUUCUAAGAGUGUUUACUUUUAAGAUUUACUAAUCUAAGAUCUUGAGAAAGAAAUAUCGAAUAUUUUAGAAAAAGAAAAUUAGAAUAGCUCUAUUGAAUCUGUUUCUAUAAUAUCUCAUAAUUUGUUCAAAUUUAAAUAUAAUUUUGCUAAUGUAAACUAUCCUGUCUAUAAGAUUUUAAUGUCUUGCUUCUCAUAAGAAUAUAAUAAACGAAGAAAUUUAGAAUGUGAAAGUUAUGCUCAAAAUUUAGUUGACUAUCAUGCAUCGAAUCUCUUUUAACUACCUUCAGCAGUCAAAUUUUUACUUAAGCUGUAGGAGUAAUAAUAAAAUGAAGAAACUCUUUAAAAGAUUUAUAACAUCGGAUAUUUCUUUGAUUAUUCUAAGCAGUCUCAAAUGAAUAAUUACAACAUAACAAAUGCAAAUUACCCAUAUAAAUUCACUCCUUUAGAUUUCAGACUACCUUAUGAAGGUGAUAUUCCUCCUUAUGGAAAGGACAAAAAUGACAAUAAAACUGUAAGUUUAAUGAUACACAAGUUUUAAGAUAUUUAUAAAGAUAAAACAGAAAAAGGAUAGCAAUUAAUACAACAAUAGGAAUCCAAUUUUUAGAAUUUCAUUUAGAAAUUUAAAAGCUAAUUGAUUAUAAUUGAUGACACCUUAAAGCAAGAUAAAAUAAGAAGUAGAGUAGAUUUUGACAAUGAAUUUUAAAACUUAUUAAAUAGCGAAUAAGCUAAAUAAAUCUUAUCUAAAUACCCUUCGCAUUUUAUUUCAACUCCUAAGAUAUUCCCCUUUGAUCCAAAAAUUUAAGAUAUUGAAGAGUUUAUCUCAAGAGUUGAAAAAUAAGCUAUCUUUCCAAUAAUUGUCAAAACUGUUGUAGCGACUUGUAGUAAAGAAAGUCACUUUAUGGCCUUAGUACAUAAUAUAAAUUCUUUGAAAAAGUUCCUUUUAGAUUCACCUUUAGCAGGCUGGAGUGUGAUAAUACAAGAAAUGAUUAAUCACGAUAACAGAAUAAAUAAAAUUUAUGUGAUAGGAAAUCAUACAGAAAUUCAAGCAAGAGUAUCAAUACCAAAUAUAGAUGUAGAGUAGUACAAAGAUAAAGAUGAUGCUGUUUGGACAUUUGAUUCUUAAAAAGGAUUCAAAGAAUAGUUACCUAUACAAGUUCCAGAUAAACUUGAAAACCCUAACAGCACUUUACAUAAAGAUUUAAUACAAGAUUUGUCCAAACUAAUAAGAGAUUAUUUUAAUCUUAACAUUUUUGGAUACGAUAUUGUAUAAAGAACAGGAACUCAAGAAUAUUACAUUGUUGAUAUUAAUUAUUUCCCAGGAUUUAAGAAUUUUAAUGAUGUUAAUGGAAAAUUUUUAAAACUUUAUCAAGAUUUAAUUUCUAAAAGUCAAUAUGAAUAACAAUAAAAUUGA